UAGGGACACGAUGCCACAAGGAAGUGAAUAUUUCCAGUUUGUCUGACCUUGCUAAGUUCCAAGACCCAUGGAAGAUUAUCAACAAUACAAUGGAUGUUUACCUCGGACGCGUCUCGGGUGUUCCCAUGGAAACAGCAAAACAUUUUCACUGCGUGCGCUCCUCAUACCAAGGAUAUGAACCCCAAAAUCAAACCGUAUAUCGUUCUGUCAAAUUCGAGUACAACAACGACAGCGAAACUUGGAACAGGUCUGUGAAUAUUUCACUACAAGUGAAAAAUCAGCCGAUGUCUCUACUUGAAGUGACUCUCCUUGCUAACUUAGGUAGGUUUCCGUACGAAGUAGAAGUGCUGAGAUAUGAUGUUCCAGUACAUUACGGAGACGGGAAGUGCCUCAUUCUAGGUCAUCCGUACAUUCCUGAUGCAGGUCCACAAAAUAGGCACCUAAGUUGCUCAAUGUGGCUUACAGAACGCUAUGCAAACAGACCGCCACUAUGCUGCCAAAUGCUCUACAUUAUGAUGUGCGGUAAGAGUUGGGUGGAAAUGUAUGAAGAGCAAUUGUGCAACAAAACGGGAGGAAAUAAAAUUUGACCGCCGACAAAGCGGUAAGAGAAACCAAAGGAAGAAAUUUACCUACUCACCGGGUAAUAAAUUAUGAUAUACAAGAAAUAAACUACUAAUA
This is a messenger RNA of Dermacentor silvarum, 678 nucleotides long. RefSeq lists its product as uncharacterized. Gene Ontology annotation, biological process: symbiont-mediated perturbation of host defenses. The transcript is spliced from 6 exons. The record is from RefSeq and is a predicted model, not a curated record. Gene Ontology annotation, molecular function: amine binding. Lineage: Eukaryota; Metazoa; Arthropoda; Arachnida; Ixodida; Ixodidae. Bases 90 to 587 code for a protein of 165 amino acids.